GGGAGGAGCGCGGCGGCGACGGCGGCGGCUGUGGAAGACGAGAAGGGGGUGGUGGAGCUCCUUUCCUCUUAGACCCGGGAGCGUCCGGGACGCAGAGCCCGGAACUGGGGGGGAUACGGCGACUGUGGGGGCCCGACGUAGCAGGUUACUAUACAUAAUUUACCUGUGGUUAAUGAAGCAGGAGAAGACAGAUCACCAAAAAUAGGCAUCUUGCUUUGACUCAGGCACUGAACUCUGUAUGUUCUAUAUGUAUUACCUUAUAAGAUCUUCAAGCAACCCUUAAAAGAAUCUCCCUGGAAAAAGAGACAUGAAUGUCUGCAAUGAUAUUUCUUGAUAAGAAGUUGAUAGAAGAGAAGGAAAGGAGAUCACCAGCUAGAGAGCAGAAUUUCCAAACCAGGACUUUAUAUUUAUUACCUCCAACUACAGACUUUUCUUGCCUGCUUUUAAAUCAGAGGUAACUACAGUCAGAACCCAGACAAGGCAAAAGAGUACUUUUCUUCCAUAUCUUUUGAGAUCAAAGGAACCGCAAUGUCUAGGAAACAAAACCAGAAAGAUUCAUCAGGAUUCAUUUUUGAUUUGCAGUCCAAUACUGUACUGGCCCAGGGAGGAGCUUUUGAGAACAUGAAAGAGAAGAUAAAUGCAGUGCGUGCAAUAGUUCCCAAUAAGAGCAACAAUGAAAUCAUCCUGGUUUUGCAGCAUUUUGAUAAUUGUGUCGACAAAACAGUACAAGCAUUUAUGGAAGGUAGUGCCAGUGAAGUACUCAAAGAAUGGACAGUAACAGGCAAGAAAAAGAACAAGAAGAAGAAAAGCAAACCAAAACCUGCAGCAGAAGCAAGUAACAGUAUUCCAGAUUCUAGUAAAUCAGUUUCUAUUCAAGAGGAGCAAUCUGCGCCUUCUUCAGAGAAAGGUGGUAUUAAUGGUUACCAUGUCAACGGUGCCAUCAAUGAUACUGAGUCUGUGGAUUCACUCAGUGAAGGUAUGGAGACACUUUCAAUAGAUGCCAGAGAAUUGGAGGAUCCUGAGUCUACCACACCGGAUAUGCUGGACAGAACAGGAUCCAUGCUGGAAAAUGAUUUUGAGUCUAAGUCUUUGACUGUGCACUCUACUCAGAAAUCUCAACAAAAUAGGAAUGCUACCAAAUCUCUUUCAAGACCACAGUUUUCCAAUCUGGGCACGGAAGAUGUUCCACUCUCCUCCACCAACAAAAAGCUAGGUUCCAAUAUUGAAAAAUCUGUGAAGGACCUCCAGCGCUGCACAGUCUCUCUUGCACGAUAUCGAGUUGUAGUUAAAGAAGAGAUGGAUGCUUCCAUUAAGAAAAUGAAACAAGCUUUUGCUGAAUUGCAGAGCUGUUUAAUGGAUCGAGAAGUGGCAUUGCUUGCUGAAAUGGACAAAGUGAAAGCCGAAGCAAUGGAAAUUUUGCUCAGCCGACAAAAGAAAGCCGAACUUUUAAAGAAGAUGACUGAUGUGGCUGUUCGAAUGUCAGAAGAGCAAUUGGUUGAGCUCAGAGCUGAUAUCAAGCAUUUUGUUAGUGAACGUAAAUAUGAUGAGGAUCUGGGACGAGUAGCCCGGUUCACCUGUGACGUAGAGACCCUAAAGAAGAACAUUGAUUCAUUUGGACAAGUGUCUCAUCCAAAGAACAGCUAUUCAACCCGGUCCCGAUGUAGUUCAGUUACAUCUAUGUCCUUGAGUAGUCUUUGUGAUGCCUCUGCUGCUUCGUCUUCCACCUGUGCCUCCGCUCCCAGCCUUACAAAUGCUAACAAGAAAAACUCGGCACCAGGAGAGACUCCUGCAGCCAUAGCAAACUCCAGUGGCCGGCCCUACCAGCCUCAUCGAGAGGUAUUGCCGGGGAACAGACGAGGAGGACAAGGCUACAGGCCACAGGGCCAAAAGUCCAGUGACCCCACGAACCAAGGGCGACAUGACAGUAUGGGUCGUUACAGAAAUAGCUCAUGGUAUUCAUCUGGUUCCAGGUAUCAGAGUGUGCCACCACAAGUACCAGGAAACACUAGUGAAUGGGGCCAGGCUCACUCUGCAGGGACCAAUGGAACUGGCGCCAGCAUGGAGCCCAGCCCACCCAAGCCCUCAUUCAAGAAGGGGCUUCCCCAGCGCAAACCCAGGACCUCUCAUUCUGAAGCUGUGAACUCUUGAGGGAAAUUCCAGUUGGCCUCUCUCCUCAAUCCCAUACAAUUCAACUUGGUAUCUGGACUUUAGAAAACCUAUAGUUAGAUUUAAUAACAAAAAUAAGUUUACAUGUGUCACUUUUUAUGCCAUUCUAAAUGUUUUUGGUUUCUUCUCUCCUCAUUUCCUCUUUACCAUUUUUGGAGGCAAACCUGUUUUUCCCUCAGCCUUUCCCAAUGAUAUGGAUUGAUUCUGAUUGGUCGUUUCCACCAGGAAUCAUAGGCAGCUGUAACCAGGUUUCCCAAGGGUAAGCAAUGUUCUUCCCGUGGCACCAGGCCUUUCAGUUUCCAAAGAGGCCUUCCUCUGCAGCCUCCUACUGUUCAGCUUCUCAGGAGGAGACAGAUCAGAGCUAGUCCUGUUGCCUUUCCAGUCUGAGCAGAAGCCACAUAUUCCUGGCAGUUUCCUUCUAAACAACAGUGUAACCAAAAGCAAUGAGAGGAUUGAGUGCUAUACUGAAUUAGCCAGAGACAGAGAAAUUUAAUUGGUGAAAAAGAACACUAUGAAAUAUUUGAGAAUCUGCCUCUCCUCCCAGAACAUGCCUAAGACUGACACUCAGAUCAGGGUUCCAGCCUCCUGCUUGGCACCAUAACUUAACCUGCAGUUUCUUCAGUGCCCAAAGCCUUGUUUCCUGUUACUUUAGACUACAAACCAGUCUAGGGAAAUCUAUGGGAAAGUAGCAUUUAAUUAAAGUUUAAAAAAGGGAAAAAGUUUCUUUGUUUCAGUGUUUGAAGAUUUUUGUUGUUAUUCUCCCUCUUUCCUGAAUCUUAUUCUGAUCUUGAACCAAAUUUAUAGUAAUAUAAUUAGUGUUAAUCUAAGAUGUAUCCAUCAAAAAAUCGCCACAGUCAGUCUUUAUAGUUGAAUAAAUAAAAACAACUGCAUAAAUGUUCCCACA
Messenger RNA from Pteropus alecto (black flying fox), 3070 nucleotides. RefSeq names its product spermatogenesis associated serine rich 2 (gene SPATS2). The record is from RefSeq and is a predicted model, not a curated record. The transcript has 15 exons. Gene Ontology annotation, molecular function: protein binding. The coding region runs from base 529 to 2148 and encodes 539 amino acids. Gene Ontology annotation, cellular component: cytoplasm. Lineage: Eukaryota; Metazoa; Chordata; Mammalia; Chiroptera; Pteropodidae.